UCAACGCUCAACACUGACUGCGUCGAAUUUCCAGUGGAAAAGCACUGCCAUGUCGCAUACGGUACAUAUCCGAUAUGAUAAGUCCCCGUUGACGUUUGCUGUGGACGCCCGGGUGAAAUAGGACGGUCUCCGUCACCCAACGAACCUACGGCUAAAAUAACGAGGCACUCUCUCAGUUCUUUUCGAACGGUGCGACUACUAUUAAUGGCGGUGAACCUGUGUGCAGCCUUGUACAACCCCAUUCAAUGGUUGCUGCGCAUUGACGAUCGUGACGCGUGACGAGUGGUCAUAAGGAGGUCACGCUGACCCAGGCUCAUUGCUCUCCGCCUCUUAUAUAACCUGAGCGUCCUUCCCCUCUCCUUAGUGCAUAUUCGUAACAUGUCAGCCAGCGGACUUCAAGACAUCGACCGCAAGGACCGUGUGCCCUCUCCCGGUGGCUCUGGAUCAUCUCAUGGGAACGUCGUAGACCACAAUGCGCCACAUGUGACAGACGAUGUACCAGCCAAGCGUGCGGGCAUGCAUGGGGACGCACACCUGAUAACUGUGCAGCCUUUGAGGGCCAGCGAGUUGCAGCCUUCGUAUGCUCAAGAUCUUGGCACUGGUCAAGUGAAGCAUGGGGCAUACGGGUCGCUCCUUAAUGGGCUGGGCACCGUCGUAGGAUUUCUCGGAGCGAUACCUUGUUGCCCAUGCCCCAACCCGUUCCGUAAUGUUCAGCAAGGCUCGGUGGGCUUGGUCACACGUUUUGGACAAUUCUACAAGUCCGUCGAUCCUGGCCUUGUACAGGUCAAUGUUUGUACGGAGAGCCUGCGCGUAGUGGACGUCAAGAUCCAAAUAAUUUCCAUUGGAAGACAAACGGUCAUCACUCGUGACAACGUUAACGUCGAGAUUGAUUCCGUCAUAUAUUUUCAGAUUACGAACCCGUAUCGUGCUGCUUUUGGCAUCAGUGAUCUCCGUCAAGCGCUGAUCGAACGCGCUCAGACUACUUUGCGGCACGUUGUAGGCGCCCGUGCUGUGCAGAGCAUUGUCACGGAACGGGACGCAAUCGCAUUUGAAAUAGCAGAGAUCGUGGGCGAUGUUGCCGACAAGUGGGGUGUCGCCAUCGAAGGCAUUCUCAUCAAGGAUAUCCUCUUUAGCCCAGAGGUCGCUACCUCUCUUUCUUCUGCCGCCCAACAGAAGCGCAUUGGUGAAUCCAAGGUCAUUGCUGCUCGUGCCGAAGUCGAUGCGGCUCGUCUCAUGCGUCAAGCUGCCGAUAUUCUCGCCUCACCAGCUGCUAUGCAAAUUCGUCAACUUGAAGCCCUCCAGCAGAUGGCGCGGAGCGCUAAUUCGAAGGUCGUGUUUGUUCCCAUGCAACUCCAGAGUGACAUCAUGGGCCAGCUGGGAGGGGGGUCAAAUCAGAUUGCCUCUGGCUCAGGCACCCUCCGUGACGAAACCGGGGAAGGUAUCGGUGCUGCUGGCCGUGCUGGUCUCUUAGCGAGUGUAGAACAUGUUUAAGCUGUGACCGAUUUCAAACGCUUUAGCGUUGUUUGGAUGUUCCUGGUUACUGUUAUAUGUAUCCUCCCUUUACUUGACAUGCAGCCCUUUGUUACUUGUAUCUCUCUGUUUCUAGUUCGUAGCCUAGGGUCUCCUGUAUACUGCCUCCUAUUAAUGAAAUCUCAGGUAUAUGUUUUUACUGUUAGCCACCACCAGCUUGUCCAACCCCAAGAAGUAGUCAGCGUUGUGGACAUCC
Messenger RNA from Pisolithus orientalis, 1726 nucleotides. RefSeq lists its product as uncharacterized. The transcript has 6 exons. Gene Ontology annotation, cellular component: plasma membrane. The record is from RefSeq and is a predicted model, not a curated record. The coding region runs from base 379 to 1491 and encodes 370 amino acids. Lineage: Eukaryota; Fungi; Basidiomycota; Agaricomycetes; Boletales; Pisolithaceae.